CACAACAAAGCCCUACAGAACACACAAGAAGAACACGCGUUGGGAAGACAUAGAAAGAUUUGGAGUGUGGUAUUUUUUCGUGUAGAGAGGGAGAGAGAGGAAGGGAGCGUUUUGGGCGUUUGAUCCGCCGCCAAGCGCCUCGAAUGCGAGCUCUAGCGGGCGCGAUCGUCCUCCGGCAGGGGGAAUUUGUGGCGCUCGCGCCGGCCGCUUCGAGGGCGUGCCUGUGAGGAACGCGCGCUGGCCGCCACGGCGGCGCCGUGCUCCUCGAGGGAUUGAGGCUUAGGUGCCGGGCGGGCGAGGAGAUAGGGGUGGGAAAUUCUUGGAAAGAAGUCAAGAAAGAAGGCAAAGAUCCGUCGUCUUGGCGGCGAAUUGGGGCAUCCAGGGUAGAUCUUGCGGCCUUGUUCCGGGGAUCGAUCUGCGGCGGUAGGGGCUAUUGGGAAAUCCGGGGCCUUCUUGCGGGGCGUGCGAGGAAUUGGGGGCGAAUUGGCCGCGUACGGUAGGGAAUUAUCGGCCUCCAAGAAGCGCAUUAUAAAUCCUCGCCUUUAAAUUUUUUAAAAUUGCUCGAGGAAACCCUUUAGAUCUGGGGUUUUUAUAUAUGGUAAGGUUUUGGGCUUUAGCGAGGUUUUAGAGAGGUAGUAGGAGCUGACACUUGUGCGCCGUGCCUGGACGAUAGAUAAAAGCGCCUUAGUUCCGUCGCGCGGUGUAUGUUUAUGGGAGCUCGGCGAAGGAUGGGAUCGGGAGUCCCGGGGUACAGUGGACCAGCGCUUCCUCGUUCUACUCGUUCCUCUACUCGGGGUCGAGCUGGAGGAUCCAGGAAAGUUGGUGUUCCUUUUGACUGGUUAGCCGAGGUUGCGGGGCUAGAGCUGUUACAGGGUAGCGAGGAGCAGAAGACUCAAAGGGAGGCGCUCAGGCAGCAAGUAAGCUCAGGUACUGGGGACGCUGCGGAAGCUGCUUCUAGCGUAGAAGAUAAGUUUAUUGUUAAAGACGGUCCAGUGCAGCCUCGGAAGCAGGAGGACGUUAAGUCUGAUAACGAAUCCGGAACGUCGUUCGCGCUAGUAGAAUCGGACAUCAGGAAGCUGCUCAACUUGCAGUGUCAGGUAAACCAGGCUUCUCACGAGGAGGAGAUGAAAGGGAAGAAUAAGGCUGAAGCAGCGGCGGCAGCGGCAGCAGCGGUAGCUCCGGUAGUUCCGGGCAAUCCAGAUGGCGUGGUAGUGACCGAUAAGCCAGUGAGUCACGUGAGUGCUGAGACUGGAAAUCAGGCAAAAGUGAAAGACGAGGAGUGCAGCUCGGAGUGCAUCAUGUCCGAGGAGGGUCUGGAAAAGCCACAGAAGAAUAGCAGGCGUUCACGGAAGAGGAAGAACGUGUCCAGGUCUUCUGGCUGGGGAGGCAAGCGCAACAAGCACGACGAGUUUUCUUCGCCAACCUCAGAUGAUGGCACUCACUAUAAAAGAACCGUGAAAGGAAAGAAACGGUUUAAGGGGGAUGUCCCGUUCAUCAUGCCACAUGAUUUGGAUGUUGACGGAGAUUGUGAGCCUCCUGCAGCAGCUGCUAAACUUCGUAGAGCCAAAGCAGCCAGUGUAGCAACGCCACCAGGAUCUCGAAAGACAGCUGACGGCCAUGUCAAAGUUAGCGUCAAGUCGUUCACCAUUCCAGAGCUCUAUGUAGAUAUUCCAGAGUCGGCCACGGUUGGAACUUUGAAGAGGGCUGUGAUGGAUGCAGCAAUGAAUUUACUUGGAGGCGGUUUAAGGGUCUGCGUUCUUGUCCAGGGUAGGAAGGUUCCCGACGAAGCCGCGACGUUAUCUGAGAUGGGAAUCUCUCACGGCGGAAAGUCUGACUUGGGCUUUAUGCUGGAGCCAACGUCCAUUCCUUCCGCGUCAACUGAGCAGGACGAUCCUCUCCUUGUCCUGUUACAUGCGGCGAGUGAGCCGAAUUCCAGGUCAGCUUAUGUUGUGGAUGGCGCGUGGACUCGUCCAUCAGCCGACAGUACACAGCAACAACAGCCAGAUGCUACAGCAAAUGUUUCAGUCCCGACGACUUCGCUGGGCCCUGCUCCUGAACAGCACAAUGACGCGUCCGCUGUGCCAACGAUGAAGCCAGAGGGAGAUCUGGACGACCAGGCUAAGCAGAACGAGUCGGACUCGACCUCGACUUUAUCUCAGGCCACCCCGUACAAGCCUCGGGUGCUCGACGCGAAGGCCAUAAUCCUCCACCCCGCGGUCGGAGUCGGGGUUGGAGUGGAGAAUGGUGGUGCUCAGGGGCUGGCUCUUGUUCCCAUGCGUCCAAAGAGCCACUCGCUGGAGAUCCACAAGCGGCGCAUAAGGAGGCCGUUUAGCGUUGGCGAGGUUGAAUCCCUUGUCCAGGCCGUCGAGCAGCUUGGAACUGGAAGGUGGCGUGAUGUCAAACUCCAGGCUUUUGAGAACGCCAAGCACAGGACAUACGUGGAUCUUAAGGACAAGUGGAAGACACUGGUCCACACUGCACAGAUCGCUCCCCACCAGCGCCGGGGGGAUCCGGUGCCUCAGGAGCUGCUGGAUCGAGUGAUCGCAGCCAACAAUUACUGGGCGGCCCAUCAGGCCAAGGAGCAGGCAGAACUAGAAGCUUAGUUCUCGCCGGGGCUUCGCGUGUAUAGAAGACGAAGAAGAAGAAAGAAGAAGAUCAACAGAGACAACGAUGAAACAAACAACCAUCCAACAAAAGAAGAACAAUUCCAUCCUUCCUUGUAAAGCGUACCUUCUCCUCCAAGUUCCCCGAUCCUGUAACAUUACUCCUCUCCACUCAAGAUGAUGAUGAAACAAAGAAGGCGUACCACCGUCCAACAAAGAUAUGCGAGGCUUACGUUUCUAGCGAGCAAGCAAGCGAUCAAGCGGCCUUCCAUGGUUUUUAAUUUGUAGAGGUCUGUUUUUCCAUUCCAUUGCCGCAGGUAACAUCCACCAUUGCUCUUCCUUUUUAGAGUUUCUUUCUUCUUUGCCUCUGACCUUUUUAGGAAGCUCCUUUGUACAUCUUUACAUAUAUUUGGUGAAUCAGAAAAUCUGUCGACAAAGUUUGAUGAAA
Messenger RNA from Selaginella moellendorffii, 3051 nucleotides. RefSeq names its product telomere repeat-binding protein 5. The transcript is spliced from 10 exons. Gene Ontology annotation, molecular function: protein binding. The coding region runs from base 705 to 2603 and encodes 632 amino acids. The record is from RefSeq and is a predicted model, not a curated record. Lineage: Eukaryota; Viridiplantae; Streptophyta; Lycopodiopsida; Selaginellales; Selaginellaceae.